This is a messenger RNA of Olea europaea var. sylvestris, 806 nucleotides long. Its product is annotated as AP2-like ethylene-responsive transcription factor PLT2. Gene Ontology annotation, molecular function: DNA-binding transcription factor activity. The annotation marks the transcript as partial. NCBI's taxonomy places the organism in Eukaryota, Viridiplantae, Streptophyta, Magnoliopsida, Lamiales, Oleaceae. Gene Ontology annotation, biological process: regulation of DNA-templated transcription. The transcript has a single exon. The record is from RefSeq and is a predicted model, not a curated record.
GCACACAGGAGGAAGCAGCCGAGGCCUAUGACAUUGCAGCGAUUAAAUUUCGAGGAUUAAAUGCCGUAACUAAUUUUGAAAUAAACAGAUAUGAUGUCAAAAGUAUACUAGAGAGCAACACAUUGCCAAUUGGAGGUGCUGCUAAGCGCCUCAAGGAUGCCGAAAUGGCUCUAGAUAAACAAAGGAGUUUUGACGAAAACCCGAGUUCACAUUUUACCGAUGGACUUAAUAGCUAUAGCGCAAAUCACGGCUGGCCAGCCAUUGCUUUCCAGCAAGCUCAGCCACUGAGUAUGCACACAUCUUAUCCCUAUAGCCACCUAAGACGAGAUACUGAUGUCAUUCAAAGUUUUCGUGAUCUUCAUCAACUUCAACUAGGAAAUGCUCAAAAUUUCUUGCAACAUUCAGGGUUGCACAAUCUCAUGAGCCUGGACUCUUCUUCCAUUGAACACAGUUCGGGAUCGAAUUCGAUCAUUUACAGCAACAAUGGAGCAGGGGACGGGAAUGGAACCGAGGGUAACUUUUUCGUGCCAAUGGGAACUGUGUUAGCUCAAGACGAAGUGAAGCCACUUGAUUAUGAAAACAUGUUUGGAACGGGGUCGGGGGAUCCUUAUCUUCAGGAAAGAAAUUUCUAUUAUCAAUCUCAACAACCUUCAUCGAAUGGCAUAGUGAAAACUGCUAGUGUUUGUGAUCAGGCCUCCACUUGUAACAAUUGGAUUCCUACUGGUGUACCAACUCUAGCUGCUAGGCCUAACAAUAUGGCUGGUUGUCAUGGAGCUUCAACUUUUACGGUGUGGAAUCAAACAUAA